GGGAAAUAAAAAAGCACCAUCAUGAAAACAUAUGCAAUUCAAAGUCACCAAAGAACAUACUCUUCGUACGCAUUUGGAUACUUUCAAGCAUAAAUAGCUGGAGGUGUGAAAAUUGUAACAGUUAGCUAAACAACUGAAAUGAGAAUGGAAUACACUUCAAACUCUCUACUUCUACUUCUAGCGUUUCUGCUAUUUACAUCAGCAGGUGCUGACAAUAGUCCUGAUAGUCUAUGCAAAUCUUUGGUGGAGACAAAAGGCUAUGUUUGUGAAGAACAUAAAGUAACAACAAAAGAUGGUUAUAUUCUUGGCGUGCAGAGGAUUCCGGUGGGGAGGACUAAUAAGACGAAAGCAAAUAGGCCACCAAUUUUGUUACAACAUGGGCUUUUGGGGGAUGCUGCAACAUGGCUGCUCAAUUCUCCAAAUAAAUCUUUUGCAUUCAUCUUAGCAGAUAAUGGGUUUGAUGUGUGGCUUGGCAACAAUCGAGGGACAGUAUCUAGCCGUGGACAUACUUCACUUAGUGCUAAUGAUCCGGCUUACUGGGAUUGGACGUGGGAGCAAUUAGCCGGUGAUGAUCUUCCUGCUAUGUAUGACUAUAUACAUAUUCAGACAGGGCAGAAACUGUACUAUGUUGGGCAUUCCUUGGGAACUUUGCUUGCUUUUACUGCCUUUUCCCAAGAGAAGCUGGUGAACAUGACAAAAUCAGCUGCUUUGCUUGGCCCAAUUGCUUAUUUGGGCCAGUUGUCCUCGGUGAUUGGAAGGACUAUUAUCACUACGGCUGCAGUAAGACAAAUUAAGAAAAUUUACUGUUCAAUUGUGAAAUCCAUAUUUUUUUUAAUACCAAAUUCAGUGUCAAAGAACUACACCGCUAACAAUUUUAAUUUUCAAGCAAACAGUCUGGUUGUUGGCAAACUUCUGGAAGGUGUCUGCGCCUUACCACUCAUUGAUUGCAACAACGUGUUAACCGCUGUCGGAGGCCCGAAUUGCUGCAUAAAGCCUUCAACAAUUGAUGUACUUUUUGAUCAUACAUUUCAGUCAUCGUCGACAAAGAACUUUGUCCAUUUGUCUCAGAUGGUCAGAGCUAGAAACAUAGCAAAGUAUGACUACGGUGACGAAAGUGAGAAUAAGGCGCACUGCGGGCAGCCCACUCCUCCUCUGUACUAUAUGACACACAUUCCGAAAGACAUUCCUCUUUUCCUUAGUUAUGGAGGGAAGGACACGCUUUCUGACGUAAAUGACGUGCAACUUUUGCUGGAAAACCUUAAAGAUCAUGAGAAGGACAAGCUUGUGGCACAUUUUGAUUUCAUUAUGGCUGAGAAUGCGAACAGAGUAGUAUAUGAUCCUCUGCUGGCUUUCUUUAUGACCCCUUAAUUGUCAGAACUCUUUAGAGAUCCACCGCAGAUAAUUUAUUUUGGUAUGGCCAAAAGUUCCUCAUUUUAGUUGUAGUGGAUCUAACAUUUGAUUUCAGAAGUCUGUGCUUGUUUUUUAGCCAAAGGUUGAAGAUGAGCUGACUAAACGACAUUAGUCCAGCCCCUGUAUAUUUGCUACGACAUGCCAUUCUUACUAUUCAGACUUAUUGAUUUGUCUCACGUACUAAGCUUGUGUAUUAGCAAUACAGGUGUCCUUCGUUGAUAGUA
Quercus robur (English oak) is the source of this 1634-nucleotide messenger RNA. RefSeq names its product triacylglycerol lipase 2-like. Gene Ontology annotation, molecular function: hydrolase activity, acting on ester bonds. The transcript is spliced from 8 exons. Lineage: Eukaryota; Viridiplantae; Streptophyta; Magnoliopsida; Fagales; Fagaceae. The coding region runs from base 139 to 1368 and encodes 409 amino acids. Gene Ontology annotation, biological process: lipid metabolic process. The record is from RefSeq and is a predicted model, not a curated record.